CUUAUGUCUUACCAAGGGGCAACUUGGCACUUCCUACUUUCUCUUCCACCUCAUUCAAAUUCAACAUUUUCAUUUUCUCUCCUUCUUCAGCAUCAUUUAGUUGUAUUUUUUCUCUUAAUAAAAAAGUCUUUUGUUAAAUGACUUUUUAAAAUUUUAAAAUUUUUUAAAAAUGGAUCGUUUCGUCGUGCGGCUAAGCGCCACCCCUACUCAGUCAACCUCCACCCCCACUAUUUCUGCCGGGAUAGACACUCCUCCUCCUUCACCCGCCGAACAACCCCCCGAGAAGAAAAAAAAGAGUUCUUUCGAACUCAAGGUCGCACCACCAAAAAGAGAUACUUCAGUCGACUGGAGGAGCAGGGUCACAUUGAGUGAUAAUGAUGUGGUCGGAUUCAUCAACUCGCAGGAAGAAUUUGAAAAUUUGUACAGUGAGGGUCCACCCACCCCAUCCUCGUCUAGUACUUUCCCCAUGCCGAGCAGAAAGACAGAAUCUCCUCUCUUCACAGUACGAAUGGCGAUUUUUAAUUACCUCCAGACGACACAUCCCUUGGUAGAGUUCAACUACUCCACGAUGGAGUCAACCUCCCAAUACAAGGAUCUGAUGACGGUGUGGAGUACACAUUUCAAAAAGUAUGGGAAGAGCGACGCGUGGAAAGCUGCUUGUCCUCCCGGUUUCACCAUCAUUCAUGACAAUCAACAAGUGGGGGUAAAGUUUGAUGGGGGAAGAUUGUUCUACAAAGUCAAGAAGGAGGGGGAGAAAUUUAACUGGAAGGACCUUUCAGGUUCCAAAUGUAAAUCAGAAAAUUGCGGUGAUCAAAAAAUGCUGGAUGUGUUCUGUCGCAAGCAUGCAAUUGUCAAGAGGGAGAUUCUUCUAAUUAGGGACGUAACAAAUUUAGAAAAAGUUAAUAUAGCGAUUGUUUUCCCACCAGUGAGAAAGGGUAAAUUUGAUGAUCUCCAAAUCAAUACCAUUUUGUGGGGACCAGUGUACAAACGGACGAGUAUCCAAAAAUAUGUCACUAACUCCCCAACAGCUUGGUUCGUAAUAGAGAAACGUUUGGAAUAUCUUUCCGAGGAGAGUGUAGCAAUGUUUCAGAGUUUACAAAUUCAAAUGUCUCUGAUGGUGUCACUACACAACUCUGUCACUACAGAACCAGCAGAGCAGAUCCAUUUCAUAAACUGUGACAUCACCACAAAAGCAGGGAACCUGGCUGAGCUCAAGAAAGGCUUGGAGUUAAACAACAUGGGGUUUAAAAUCGGGGAAAACAACAACUCACUUAAUUUCGAACAUUCUCCCCACCUUCCCACCAACUUCAACAACACUUUUCCAUUUGUCUACGUGGGUGACAACCAAGAGGGUGGUUUUCGGUUUGGUGAGGAUCACGCAGUUCUCCGCAAUUCAGUCCUGAAAUCAUCCCGAGGUCAUGCCACACAAAUUACCACGAUGGAGGGAGUUGACCCCAAGAACAUCUAUGACGUGUUUCAAUCCAACCCCACCACAUCCACAAAAGAAGAAAUUUUGAAAAAAUCACUGGAAGUUGAGACCUUGGGUCACCAAAGUGUUCUCGUCGCUCAAAUGAUGGGGAUGAAGUCGGUGCAUGGGAACAAUGUUUACAAUCUCGCCGAGAAGUUCACUCACUUUGAUAAUGGUUGGGACGGUGCUAUUUUUAAUGAUCUUGUUGUGAUGAUGACGGGUAAAGAGAUUAUUGUAAAGAAAGAUAAAUUACAAACUGUUCCGACGAAUGUUAAGUAUAUGGUUCCCAUCUACAAGACUGAGAUGGUUGGGAAGAAAGAGAGACAGGUUUUAGAUGUUGAUAAGAUGAAGAAGGUGGGUGUCCAGAAGAAAGUCUAUGGGAAGGUUGUUAUUACUUGGAUUUAAGAGUACUUGUUUAAAUAUGUGAUGUUGUUUCCGGUUUUUGUUAUAUUAAUAAAUAAAUGAAUUCCUUUUGUUUAAAUUAUA
Molecule: messenger RNA, 1954 nt
Organism: Folsomia candida
Lineage: Eukaryota; Metazoa; Arthropoda; Collembola; Entomobryomorpha; Isotomidae
Exons: 4
Coding region: 170-1873 (567 amino acids)
Source: RefSeq, a predicted model, not a curated record